Messenger RNA from Perkinsus marinus ATCC 50983, 1980 nucleotides. RefSeq lists its product as hypothetical. Bases 8 to 1642 code for a protein of 544 amino acids. The transcript has 12 exons. Lineage: Eukaryota; Perkinsozoa; Perkinsida; Perkinsidae. The record is from RefSeq and is a predicted model, not a curated record. Gene Ontology annotation, cellular component: cytoplasm. Gene Ontology annotation, molecular function: ATP binding; protein kinase activity. Gene Ontology annotation, biological process: signal transduction; protein phosphorylation.
UGACGUGAUGGCGACUGGUUCGACAGAAAUAUCUAAAACAUACAACAAUCUCAGCAUACAAGGUUCAUUCCCUAGUUAUUAUUAUUCCUGUGAACAUACUACUGGACGAAGCUGUUAUGCAUCUGCCUAUCGAACGAACUUCUGGCAACGACCAAAGCCGGUCUUCCGGCUACCGGGUCGUCAACGAACAAAUAACUACAUUCGGAAUCAUUAUGAUCAUCAAUCGUUUCAGCAUUGUACUAUAUACAACCAAACUAUGUAUGCUCCCGGUUACUAUUGCAAUACUUUUUAUCAACCCGUUAAUGGGGUGCUGGACUACUGCAGUGUGAACGAAGUGUCUUCAUCCUCGACAUUUAGUGUAAAUCCAUGCGGACGUAGUCCUUUUCAAUCGAAUAACAUAGCUACGGUAUCACCGCCAUUUAGCCCCCCUCAGCAGCAGCAGCAGCCUUCAGCGGUUGUGAUACCCCCCGAGAACAGGCCGUAUAAGGCAACAUAUUCGCAUCAUCACGAUGGUGUUAAUCAGGUGGAGGGACCUAUUCAUAAGAUGGACGCUAUGUGGGGCGGAGUUGACACUAGUGGCAGCGUCCUUCGCGACGACCUACCAGAGGAAGUUCGUAGAUAUAAACUAACUCGGGAGGAGUUACAGAUAUGUGUUGGAGCAGGGCAUUGGGGAUAUCCUGGCUACUUAGGAGGGGGGACUUUUGGCUAUGUUUGUUCUGGUGUCGUACGCGGUAGUCGAUGUGCUGUGAAGGUUAGCAGAGGAGUUGGUCGUACCUCAGCUGAUGACUACGACCCGCAGUUUGUGCGAGAAGUGUCGAUGCUAUCAAAGCUUCAGUCGAACCCCAACAUAGUCACCUUGUUGGGUUUCGUCGCAUCGGAGAGUGCGACCAAUAGUCCAUGUCUGCUCGCGAUGGAGGAAAUGGCUACAUCUUUGCAAAGUGUCAUAGAAGGGAUAAGCCCGCUUCCGAUACCAUCAACACUGACCCGUGUUGGCAUAAUUCGAGACGUAUCAUCAGCAUUAGAGUUUAUGCAUAGUGAAGGCUACGUACAUAGGGAUGUUAAACCUGCUAAUGUUCUUCUAUCACAUUCUUAUAUUGCUAAACUGUGCGACUUUGGCGGUUGCUUCACCGUUGAAGAACUGCAAAGUGGAAGUGCCACUGCAGCUUGUGCUACUGCUGAAUACGCAUGCCCAACGCAUCCAUCAUGUCUGCAGUGUAGCUGUGAUAUAUUCUCACUGGGGUUAGUGAUAGUACAAGUUGUUCAUCUCAUUGAUAUCUAUACGGCGACUUCAAGGCGUGGUUUGGCGUUGCCGUCGAAUCUUCAUCUGGAGGAUAUGAUCAAGAUUGCAGAUCUUUGUAUUAAUCCUGUUGAUGCAUGCAGGCCGACUUCUCACGCACUGAAAGAUCAUUUCACUAAGGCGUUUUCGGAACUAACCAACACGUAUUCUUCCCCACCUAAAACGUCCAAGUUUGGCAAGCUUGUUACCCGUCGGGGCGGCGGUGCAGUUGGAGUGGCGACUCAGAACACGGAGAGAAGGCGCAAGUGUAAACAGAAUACGAUGCCUCCUAAUAUUAGAAGAGUUCUUGUCCCCAAGUCGGCAGUUCCACUUCGAUGCUCGCCGAUGCUGCUUGUUAGCAGUUAAUCACUAUCCUGUAUCUUUUCUUUUCCGUAUUGAAUCGACACUGUUGUUUUACUGGUUCUGCAAUUGUGCGCCAGUGCUCAGUAUCGGCCUGUGAUGAAGACAAUUUACUACUGAUAACAAUUACCCCGUGCCUGUGCUGUAUCAAUAAAUAUUAUGGCAUGAUUGAAAAUCUGUAUUAUCUCUCAUAUCGAUAGCAUAAUUCUGGGAUCAAUGCGAUAGCGCCAUUCUCCCAGUUGUUGUUAUCAUUUUGUUUUCUCACGCUUAGUUGAUGACCCGCUUGCUUUUUCUACUUUUGUGUAUCUCCCUUAUCUGGUUUACAUUCACUGCAGUAUUACGAU